Molecule: messenger RNA, 1083 nt
Organism: Cryptomeria japonica (Japanese cedar)
Lineage: Eukaryota; Viridiplantae; Streptophyta; Pinopsida; Cupressales; Cupressaceae
Product: RING-H2 finger protein ATL64-like
Exons: 1
Coding region: 1-1083 (360 amino acids)
Source: RefSeq, a predicted model, not a curated record
AUGGAAGCUUAUUCUGCAUCUCCCGCUCCAGUCCACGACAAUGCGCACAUUCUCUUUCCCAGAGAGAAUGCAAUUGUAAGCACCCAUAUCUACGAUUUUGACGGGCGCUUAGCUACCUAUGCAGCGAUCUUGUUCAUGCUGCUCCUCUUCUUACUCGGCUCCAUGGCCGGCUUUGCCAUCUUCUUUGGCCGCCGCCAGACCACCACCGACGGCAAUGGCGCAAACAAUAAUAUCGGUAAUGGGGAUGCCGAGUUUAACAGGGAGGCGUCUCCCGGGCUGGAACAAAAAGUGAUCGAGAGCUUCCCGGUUUUCAGAUACAGUCUGGUCAAGGGGCUAAAAGCCGAGGUGAAAGCCUCCGACUGCGUGGUUUGUCUCUGCGACUUCGAGUAUGAUGAAAUGGUCAGAUUGCUCCCUGAAUGCCACCAUGCAUUUCAUCCCGAGUGUAUCGACAUGUGGUUCUGUUCGCAUACUACGUGCCCGGUUUGCCGGACGAGCCUUGUGCCCGAGGGCAUUGAAACCCAAACGGAGGUGCCCCCGGAACAGGUGGCCAUUGUGAUAGAAGACGAUAGCGGGGUUUCGAUUAGUGAAGGGGCUCCGGAUUCAGGCCAUGAUUUGGUUGGGAGCUCGCUGAUACGGGUGCAGAAGGAUAUGCCGCAGGCUACGGAGUGGUACAUUGCUACUCCGGAGGGCCUCAUGCCCGGAAUGCACCGGAGCUGUAGUUUUAUAGGGAGGCAACGAUUCCAGAGCCUGCGUAGACUUAAGGCGGUGCGUUCUGGGUCGCAUAAGCCCGGACGUUCUGUGGGUAGUGUCGGGUGUGGAACGACGUCGGAGACUGUGGACAGCAUUUCUGAGAACCCGGCCUUGAUUUUCAGGACCUUUUCUGAGCGCAUUUCGGGUCCUUGCAGUGAAGAAGGUGGUGGUGGUGGUGGGGAGAAUGUGAUCAGGAAAAAACGGAUUUUUAGUAAAGCAAUUAGCGUUGAUUUUCAGGAUGUAUUGAAGAAGAGGACUUUCAGUUGGCUGGGCGGUGGAGAUCAAGAGGUGGCGGAGUUGUCGCAGAGUGGCCCUACUGCAGCUAAUGCAUAG